This is a messenger RNA of Aspergillus nidulans FGSC A4, 462 nucleotides long. RefSeq names its product peptide-methionine (R)-S-oxide reductase. Gene Ontology annotation, biological process: protein repair; response to oxidative stress. The transcript has 2 exons. The coding region runs from base 1 to 462 and encodes 153 amino acids. Gene Ontology annotation, molecular function: peptide-methionine (R)-S-oxide reductase activity; zinc ion binding; oxidoreductase activity, acting on a sulfur group of donors, disulfide as acceptor. The record is from RefSeq and is a predicted model, not a curated record. Lineage: Eukaryota; Fungi; Ascomycota; Eurotiomycetes; Eurotiales; Aspergillaceae.
AUGGCGCCGCCUCCGGUCAACAAGAGUGAGGAUGAGUGGCGCGCUGUUUUGAGCCCAGGUAAGCAGGCUUGCCCCGCACAUUCGAAGAGCCCGCCUUGGGCCAUGGCCGCUGGUUGCUCCAUUGAAAUGGAAAGCGAAUAUGAUUCCCACUACCCCUCCAAAGGCGUGUAUACCUGCGCGGGCUGCCACGCACCGCUAUACAAAGCGAGUCACAAGUUCAAGUCCGGGUGCGGAUGGCCCGCGUACUUUGAUUCAAUUCCCGGAGCAGUUCAGAGACACGUGGAUAACUCGUUUGGGAUGGAGAGGACGGAGAUCACUUGUACGAACUGCGGGGGUCAUCUGGGGCAUGUCUUCAAAGGAGAAGGAUACCCGACGCCAACGGAUGAGAGACAUUGUGUGAACAGUAUUAGUCUGAAGUUUACAGAAAAUGAGGAGGGCGAAGGUGCGAAGGCUAAAGCGUGA